UACCCAGAAAUCUUGGCUUCCCUUCUUUUUGUUUUUUGCUUCAAUCUCUCCAGUUCCUCCUCCCAACUCUAAAGAUUCUUUCUUAGCCCUCUUUUUUUAUUUCUGAUCUCUCCAGGACAGAGUUCUCAUAAUCACUCUCACAGCUUUGACUGUCAACUAACUCUACAGAAAGGUAAGGAACUCUUUCUAGCCCUAAUAAUCCAAGUAUUUGGCUUACCUCAAAUUCAACUCUAGAAGAUCAACCCUUAAAAUCCGGUAAAUUUCCUUGCUAUUUAUUUUUCUGAUGAUGUCACCAUCAUCUCAGUCCCCCACGCUUUGACUCUUCUGUUUGCCCUUGUUCUCUCAGAUCACAAGCACUAGUAAAUGCUAUCAAUCUUUCCUUGCAACAACUUGGUCCUUUCCUAGUGAUACUGCCUUCAAGCUUCAGAUUCUUAUAUCAAUUGCAAAUCUUCUAAAUGCUGGUCUUUCCAGCCAGAAGCUCCUCCAACAGACAAGGCAGACUACCACCUACAUGCUCCAAUCACGUCUUUAUCUUCCAGGGUUUUCUAAACAAAGUCCAAAAUGACACAGCUUUAACACUGGAUUCUAAAAUGCAUGUAUAUUUCUAUCUCGCUAUUGCCCCAAAUAAACGCUACACUUUAGCCAAUUUGGCUGUACUUUUUAAACUGUCAGCAUUUCGUCCACUUCAACACCUUUGAUUAGUUUUUUUCUCUCUCUUGCUCUCUCCUUCUUAUAUUGUUCCCUCUCAUUUCUGGAUAUCAGAAUUUUGCCCUUACCUUGGGAUCCAGCUCAAAGGCUAAAUCCUUCAUGAUCCCUUACCUGGUUAUCCUAAAGUAAUCUUUAUCUCUUGUACUUCAGUAAUAUUUUUUAUAUUGUGACUCAGAUCAUAGCUACUAUCAUAUUUCUUUCUAACUCUUAAAGGGAAGAGUGAGAACACUAACGUUUACAGAAAAUGUACAAGAAGUCCAGCUUAUUCUUCACAAAAAGUAAAUCACAUUUUCUUGCUCUUAUUUGCAGGUGAGCAGAGUUCAAAACGUCCCUGAUAAUUAAUAUGAGGGCUAGAAUUCAAGCUCAGCUUUCAUUACUAAAAGCUAACUCCUUUCCCAGUGCUUGCCACUCCACCACAAAGGGUCAUUUAUCUAUCACUCACUACGUGGUAGACAGAGGUUUAUGCUAAGUUUGGGAGCGGGGGGAGACAGAAGUUAAUAAAUCAAACACAAUUCUUGUCUCCACAGUAUCUGAUCUAGCUUACAGAGCUCUCGGCUGACUGAAAAUUAAGUCCAACAACUUGUGUUCACCUUCUUUUGAAUAAAAACCAUCAACUCAUAUGAGUUCUUAGUUUUCUUCUAAACUCCAACAUGUUAGGAGGAAGUGGUCAUGUUCUAGUUUUGCAAUCCCAAAGCAGGGGAAACCUAACUUCUUAUGUGCCUGGCACGUUAACACUUUGUCGAAUAUACGUAAAGGUCAUACAGUCUACUCCAGUUUUCGUUACCCCUUGAGAGUUAAAGAUCAAACAAGGCAAAAUCAUAGUCCCAAAGGAGAGCAACUUUUAAACGACCGCAUAACAAGGUUCAGGAUCCCUAAAUGACCGCAGCUCAUUAUGGCAGAAUGCGGAAUUCUGGAAGGGAUUCGCUGGAAUUCAUCACUGGAAGGGAUAUACUCGAGAGCGAGAAACAACUUUAGGGAAAAAGUACUAUCCUCCAACGACAACAAAAAAUGGAGUAACUGGAAAACCAAACACUGUAACUGAGUUCCCGUAAGUCGCUUCCUGUGAGCCAGUUAAGAGCUCAGAAGUCCGCCCUGUUGCUCAGCCCGCAGCCUCCAAGACUGCGGCCACGUGCACGAGGGUUAAAUGUAAACGCGGUAGCGGGUCCCGCCGGGAGACAUGGGACCGAGCUCCCGAAACACCCCUGCAACUCGGAAACCCGCAGAGCCAUCAUGUGGUGUUUCGUGACCCCGCAGGAGCGGGUGUUGGCACCUGGAGCAUCCCUCGGGGCCGAAUGCGCCGUGGACCAUGCCCCUCCUAACCCAGCAGAUCCCAGAUGAGAACGAUUACAGCUUAGUGGCCAGCCUUGACAACGUCAGGAAUCUCUCCACUAUCUUGAAGGCCAUUCAUUUCCGAGAACAUGCCACAUGUUUCGCUACUAAAAAUGGAAUCAAGGUUACAGUGGAAAACGCCAAGUGUGUGCAAGCAAAUGCUUUUAUUCAGGCUGGAAUAUUUCAAGAGUUUAGAGUUCAAGAAGAGUCUGUUACUUUUCGAAUUAAUUUAACCAUCCUUUUAGACUGUUUAUCUAUUUUUGGAUCAAGCCCUAUGCCAGGGACUUUAACUGCACUUAGGAUGUGUUACCAAGGUUAUGGUUACCCUUUGAUGCUAUUUCUGGAAGAAGGAGGAGUGGUGACAGUCUGUAAAAUCAAUACUCAGGAGCCCGAGGAGACUCUGGAUUUUGAUUUCUGCAGCACCAAUGUCAUUAAUAAAAUUAUUCUGCAGUCAGAGGGACUCCGUGAAGCAUUUUCCGAAUUGGAUAUGACAAGUGAGGUCCUACAGAUCACCAUGUCUCCAGAUAAACCUUAUUUCAGGUUAUCUACUUUUGGGAAUGCAGGAAGCUCCCACCUUGACUAUCCCAAAGAUUCUGAUUUGAUGGAAUCAUUUCAAUGUAAUCAGACCCAGGUCAACAGAUACAAGAUUUCUUUACUGAAACCCUCUACAAAGGCAUUAGUCCUAUCUUGUAAGGUAUCUAUUCGAACAGAUAACCGAGGAUUCCUCUCAUUACAGUAUAUGAUUAGAAAUGAAGAUGGACAAAUAUGUUUUGUGGAAUAUUACUGCUGUCCUGAUGAAGAAGUUCCUGAAUCUUAGUCUUAAGUGUGGCAAUCCACUGUGCUAUUUAUGUACACAUUCAUGAUUGGUCAUGUUCUCAUUCUGAGUGUAGCACUCUUCGUGAUUUCUUAUCGGAUUUUCUAAGGGGAGGAAGCAUGGAAGAGAUAGGAGCUAAGUCCCUGCCCCCUAAUAGUUGCUGUAUAUAUAUAUAUAUAUUUUUUUUUUUUUUGUGGUAUGCGGGCCUCCCUCUGUUGUGGCCUCUCCCAUUGCGGAGCACAGGCUCCGGACGCGCAGGCUCAGCGGCCAUGGCCCACGGGCCCAGCCGCUCCGCGGCAUGUGGGAUCCUCCCAGACCGGGGCGCGAACCCGGUUCCCCUGCAUCGGCAGGCGGACGCGCAACCACUGCGCCACCAGGGAAGCCCUGCUGUAUAUUUUAUAAGUAAUGUUUUCACGUAGUCACAGAUUAUCCAGUACUGGACUAGCCUGUGGUUCUGUCUUUUGAACUCAUGGGAAUAGUUAUGAGCCAAGAUGAGUAAGUUUUAUGUUUUAUUCUACUUAAGCAGGACAUUCCAAGAGUCUAAAAAUUUAAAGUUUGGUGUAGCCAUAUCUGAAAUGUUCUUUUAUUUAUUUACUGUUAGAAAAAGUAAUGGCAUAGGGGCAUCGCUCCCUAGUUGGAAUUCUGGAUAAUCUGUCUUAAAGCAAUGGUUCUCAGAGUGUUGUGCCUAGAUCACCUGAAAACUUGUCAGUAACUCUGGGGGUGGGCCAGCAAUCUGUAGUUUAAAAAGCUUCCCCCCAGGAGAUUCUGACAAGUGCUCAAGUUUGAGAACCACUGUUUUAAACGAUACUUUUUUAAAAAUAGUCUUUAAUUGCAUUGAAGUGACUGCUUUUAACUGUGAUUUCUUCACAAAUGUUCUGAAGUUUAGGCUUCGUCAGACAAGUCUGAAUAAUUACAUGAUUUAUUUUUCAAGUGUACAUUUUGAAGGCACCUGUGAACAGGCUAUAAAACAGUCUUCAGAGUUACAGAUUUUCAUCUUGUUCUGAAAACUGUUCAGUGUAGUUAGUACUUAUUAGAUACCUUCUAUUUGCCUAUAAGAGUUUCUCAAUCAAACCAAGGUGUACAAAACCAUUUAUUAAGUGAUUUUAUACUUUCUUAGGUAGUUUUCAAUGAAAUAAUUUUUGUGGUAUGUAGGUUAAGAAAAUAUAACACUAAAUUAUCUAACUUGUUUUCUAUUAGAAAAAGUAUAUAACUAAAAUGAAGUUUCUGCACCGUGUGACAACAGCUCAGUGUCUCUCAGUGGCCAGGCACUUUUGGCCUUUGGAGAGUAUUUCAGCAAAGCACUUCAGGGAAAAGCUCCUCCAGAACAUUAUGUAGGCACUGCUUCCAGGCACGUGUACAAUUUGUGCAAUUCUGGGUGUCUAGUCCAGGGUGAGUACCUGAUAACUAAUAAAUCUUCCAGGCAAUCUCAGGGUGCCCAGCUGGUACAAAAGAAGUUGGAGUUUUGUAAAGUAUAGUAUAUGUUUGAGGAGGAAAUGAUUAAAUCUACUAAAUGUCCAAAUAUUUUUUUGUCUGGAUAAACACAAGAUCAAACCAAGUCUAAAACAUAAUUAUGAAAAUAUUUAAUCAGUAAACAUUUCAAGGACUACAGUUUUCCUUUAAAUUUAAAAUAGGGCGGUUGUUUUUUUUUUCAUUCGCAUGUCUAGUACCUAGAACAGUACCUAGGAUGCAAUAAUAUUUGUUAGGUGAAAGAACCUCCACUUUCAGAUUAUUAGUCACUAUUUAAUUCCAUUAUUUACGUUUGAAUUUAUUUUGACCUAAUGUAUUUUUUUCAAGUUGAACCUAUAAAGAAUUUAAAACAUGUAUCGACUUAAUAAGACUUUUUUGCACAUUUAAGACUAUAAUUUUAGCUGCAUGUAUCUUGAGUUAUUUAGAAUUCAGAAACUAAUGAAUUUAAUUCUUUCUAAAUCACCCUGACAUCAAGGUGUGACUUAAUAAAGAAUUUUCUUUUUAUGCGUGCUCUAUUUGUCUAGUUUAACUUUGUUAAAGUUCCUAUGAAAAACCACUAGGGGGAGCACUUCCUCAGGCAGAGCAGGAUGCUUUGGUGACUACAAAUUCAGUUCUUGUGUCACAUAUAGAAGACUAUAAUCUUAUUUUUAAGAUUAUCUUUGCCUUUUUGAAGUUUAUCUUAUAUUCUUUCCAGUAAAAUUGUGCUUACCAGGAAUAGGUAGGUAAUAUUUUUUCCGUUUUUUAAUUCGUUUAUUCCCUACUUGAUGAUGAUGUGUUUCCACCUAGAAUGAAUGAUUCAAAACAAUAAAAAUAAAAUGAUUUGUUAAAUUCUAUUGUUCUAAUAAAAAUAAGUCAUGUAACAUAAUCAUUUUUACAAGAAGCCACAGAAUUUCUGUGGUGCUAUCGAGUAGUCCGGCUAAGAAUUAGUUACAGUUGCUGAAAGGGCAGCAUUUGGCAUUCCCUAUAGCUUAGGGUGAGGGGUUUUCAGAACAGUGUAGACUCCCUUCUCCCCUUCCUGUCUUCACACUGCUGGCCCUUGUCCCCACGUGAAACAAAAGCUGUUGGGUCCUGAGAAAUUAGGGAAAUUGUAUAGUAUUUUCUUUUCCCAAGUAUGUAUCAGUAGUGUUUUUAUACACGUCAGGUUACGUGCACCCCUGCGCCAGGCAGUUGGCAGCUCUACCGUGGAUUUCUCACUCCAGCAGUGGACAGCUCGUGCUCUAAUCAGAAAUGCCACAGGCGGCUGUUACAGGUGUUACUGGCAUCCAUAUCUUAGUCACAGCCAGAAGUUUCGGUAAUUAGCAGAGUAAAUGUUUGAAGUAGGUUUUCUUUUGGAAAUUAAUAGCUCAUUGAUCAGUAUAAUAGCUAAUAGUAGUGGCUCUCAUUGGUAAAACUAGAGGUAUUCAGGAUAUGUGAACUAAAUUAUUUCAGAGUAGUUCCCCGUCCUUGCAUGGAAAGGAUACAAGAAUCUAGUGAGGCCUGUAGCCUGUACCCUUAGGCCUGGUGUAUAAGGCUUGACUCCCCUAAAUGGUCUUACUUCCUGCCAUUUUGUCCAGAGAUUUCCGGUUGCUUGUUGCUGAAUGGAUUAGGACAGUCCCAUCUCUGGAAUAUUGUCAGGUUUGCCUUAAGUGGACCUUUCAUGGAAAGUGGUGGGUAAACUGCCGAAACAGAGAAGUGAGGCUUCACUGAGCUUAUGAGACAGGUUGCAUAAACUCUUUGCAUGCUUGCUAAUGAACGUUUAUUAAAAUUUGUAUGUGGGACAGUUGAUCGGGGCUUGAUUUUUUUUUUCCUGCCUUAUCUACCUCAAAUUUCAGUGGCCAGUAGCUAAUUUAAAAGAAUGUAAAAGUUGUAUAUGACCUUAUUGACUAGGUCAGCUAGAAGCAUCAGGUGUUUGAUUGGACUGUUAUCCAGAUUGCUGCUUCCCACUGAAUGACUUUAGAAAGUAGUUUAGUUCUCAUCUACAGUCUGCCAAGAGUGAAACUUUGUAGUAAGUUGUGUUGUGCUGAGCAUUUCCAAUGUAGUUUCUUAAAACUUAGGGAUUGCACAAAGUAGUAAAAUUUUAAAACUUUUGGAACCAAAAUAGGUGACAACUUUCUAUUUUGUCAGAUAUGAGGAUAUUAUAACUACCAUUCAUUAUUACUACCAUUUCAUAAAACAUUUUAAAGUCAAAAUCUCAGAGAGUGGACAGUUAGCAAUUUUAUACUGUCAAUAAAGAAAAACUGGAAAUAUUAAAAAUAAUUUCAAAUGAAACAAGAGGGUUACACCAUAACAUUUUAUUUUACAGUGCUAUACUUUGUGCUCUUGUUUUCUGGAUAUAGGUUUGUCAGUUUGGAGAUGUUAAGACUUUGGGGUCUCACAAAAUAGUAAAAUUUUAAAAAUUUUAGUGCCACCCAAAAAUGGAGUCUGAAUAGCCACUUCUUUCUGAUAAUUUUGUUUUUAUCACAGUUAAUGUUGAAAAUCCAUUUUCAACUGGAUAUGUGAAAAUGGAAGCAACUCUUCUGAGGCUGCCUUAGUCUAUUCAGAGUAUUCUGGGCAAGAACAGCAGCAGUCCCAUCUCCAGACAGGGCUAAAAUCUGCAGUGACCGACUGGGUGACCAGUUCAUAAGCACUGCAGAGAAGGUCAAUGGAAUAUAGGUGCCUUCAGCCAGGGCCACAGCCUGAGACCUCAGUCCUGAGUGCCAAGCUUAAAGCAUUCUGGGAAUCAGCUGAGGGAGAGCGGCAGCAGCCAAGAAGGAGGAAGCCUAGCAGUCCAAGGACAAGCCACUGGAUUAAGUAACUGGUGUAUGUGUGCUCCUGCCACAGCAGAACACUGCUCGCUGCUAAUACCUUGGGUACUGGCUGAUUAUUAGGAUUUACACACUGGACAAAUGACUGAAAUGAAAAAAUACUUUCUCAAAUGAAGAACCAAGAUGUGGCUCUAGAAGCACUGAGUGAGUGAUAGAGAUGUUGUCAGAGACAAAUUCGGAUCCCCAAAGACACAGGUGUUUGAGCUCUGUUAAAUCAGCUCAGGUAACUGAGGAGCGAUGAAAAGGGAAAAAUAAAAGCUUUUUAUAAUAUAAACUUGAAUCUGACUUCUUCUUUGUCCCUGGGUACACAAAGGAAUAUGAUUCGAGAUAGCCUGUUUCCUAGAUAUACACUUGUUCAGGGGCUCAGGAUUUUUUUUAACCACCUUGGUGAGCAUUCCUUUCCUAAAAUGAGCCUUUUUAAUCCAGUUUGGCGGGGGCAGUUUAGUGGGAUGGAAAGAGUAAUCAUCUGUGAUUCAGGAAGUCUGCUUUAUAAUCACCAGAUUGACCUUGAACAAAUCAAU
Messenger RNA from Physeter macrocephalus (sperm whale), 7622 nucleotides. It is a transcript of the gene RAD1, whose product is annotated as RAD1 checkpoint DNA exonuclease. The record is from RefSeq and is a predicted model, not a curated record. NCBI's taxonomy places the organism in Eukaryota, Metazoa, Chordata, Mammalia, Artiodactyla, Physeteridae. The coding region runs from base 2015 to 2854 and encodes 279 amino acids. Gene Ontology annotation, biological process: DNA damage checkpoint signaling; DNA repair. Gene Ontology annotation, cellular component: checkpoint clamp complex; nucleus. Gene Ontology annotation, molecular function: 3'-5' exonuclease activity. The transcript is spliced from 6 exons.